This is a messenger RNA of Plasmodium knowlesi strain H, 684 nucleotides long. Its product is annotated as telomere length and silencing protein 1, putative. The coding region runs from base 1 to 684 and encodes 227 amino acids. Gene Ontology annotation, biological process: mRNA splicing, via spliceosome. Gene Ontology annotation, cellular component: spliceosomal complex. NCBI's taxonomy places the organism in Eukaryota, Apicomplexa, Aconoidasida, Haemosporida, Plasmodiidae. The record is from RefSeq and is a predicted model, not a curated record. The transcript has a single exon.
AUGAUUAAGAAGCGGAAGGUCCGAAUGGAUGGAAAUGGAAAGAGAAGAGUACCAUUUGCCAAAGACGAGGAACUGAACGUAGCCCCCCCUGUUGGAAGCACAAAAGAAAAAAAAAGUCAUGACAUCAAGGAUGAGGAAGAAAACAAAUUAAAUAAAUUAAAAGCAUCCCAAAAUUUAAAAUUACUACAAUAUGUGAGGUUAAAAAAGAAGGGAAUAAAUGCGGACAACUUAAGUAAUGAUAACGUAGCCACACAGGAUGAAGAAAAUGAAAAUAAAGUACACGAAAAACAUUUCACCAAGAAUAUCACGGAGAAGGAAAUCGAAGAGGCACAUAUAGAAAAUUUUAUUCGAAAAAAUAUGGAUCAGUUUUACCAGGAUGAUAAACGGAGAAAAGGCAAGAGGAGCGGCGACGACGGUGCCAGUGUUGGUACGAGUGAUGGUGGUGAUGGUGAUGGUGGUGAUGAUGAUGGCGGUGAUGAUGAUGGUGAUGAUCCUGUGAAGGAUCUGUACAAACUGUCUGACCACCUAAAAGUUAAAAGCUCUGUUGCCGCUAACCCAGAGAAGCUAAACUGCAUCACAGGCAUAACGGAGGUCCCCUUGCCCAUUGAGGUCAAACUCAAAAAUAUUGAAGAGACGGAAAAGAUCAAGAGGAAGCUUCUGAAGAAAGCCAAGCUUAUAAAUUGA